Molecule: messenger RNA, 720 nt
Organism: Klebsormidium nitens
Lineage: Eukaryota; Viridiplantae; Streptophyta; Klebsormidiophyceae; Klebsormidiales; Klebsormidiaceae
Source: the annotation of a GenBank genome assembly
AUGGCUGUGUGCAUUGGAGGAGCCGGAGUCCGUGGAGGAAAGAAAGUGUCAAGCCAAGCAUUGGGGCUGAUGCUGAUCCACACUGAAGAUGCCUAUCUGAAGUUGAUUGAGGGUGAACCCACUGCGGAGAAAGCGUGGAAGAAGUUGGAGGACGACUUUGAGAAGAGGAGCAAUGCGCGCAUGAUUCAGCUCAGGAGAAAGCUGACGAGUCUAAGGUUGACUAAGGGGAAAGCCAUUGAAGAGUACCUAGGGGAAUUCCGGGAGCUCAAGAUAGAUUUAGAGGCAGCGAGACAAAUUGUCUCGGAGGCGAGUUUGUUCUCGCUAACUAGAGCGACUAACGCGGAAGCACGAGUGGUGCUCGAGGGGAGAACGGCGCAGAUAGAAACGGACGGCGUGGUCCGGAUGGAGGCAGUCAAGCGUGGAGGGCUGUGGGAGAUUGAGACCGUCGGGAAACAGAGAGCAUUCCUUGCGAGGGGUCCGGUCAAGGGGAAUCGGGUGUGCGCCACGGCAAAGAGGCCGGCAAUAGCGGAAAGCGUGGUGGAAAAGACGAGUGGUAUUGGGCAAAUGUGGGAACAACAAGUUGAAGCCGUGGGAGCCAAAGAGCCGGAGCACGGAGUGGAGAAGACGUCGCCGGAGAAGAGCGACGAUGGCGACAAUGGAGGCGUGUGGGUGACGCCAAAGGCGAAGAAGACAACCCGCAAAAGGAGCGUGACGAGUUAG